This is a messenger RNA of Seminavis robusta, 2922 nucleotides long. NCBI's taxonomy places the organism in Eukaryota, Bacillariophyta, Bacillariophyceae, Naviculales, Naviculaceae. The record is from the annotation of a GenBank genome assembly.
AUGGGAAAGAACUCGGCAAAGAAACGAAAGCGGCAAGAGAGAAAGGCCAGCAAUGGUAAUCACUGGAGCAAAUUAUCUGACGAAGAAGACGGCCUAACGCAUGGACGAAAUGGGAGCUCAGCGCCGAAUUCUGCUGCAGGGAAGGGUGCCAAAAAACUGGAAAAUGAUACCGCAGGAGAGGGCACAGGUAGUUCACCAGAUGAUUUGGGAUCUGAAAAGCGUUCCAGGAGGCGCCUUGAUUUCGUCUAUCCAAAACAGAAUGGCACAGCCAAGCCCUAUUUUUUUAUCGGCAAGACAACGAUUUGCAACAACAAAGCCUCCCCGUCCUCAACCAACCAGCAGCAUGAUGUUGUGGAACUUGUAAGAACGAAAGAGAGUAUCGAUGAUAUCUUGGAGACCUCGAAACGAAAGAAAAAAGAAGAGUCUUCCAAGGCUCCUCCUGAAAACCAUGCCGAUGUUGGGAGAUUGCGGUCAGCAUCCACUGAUGAGGAGAUGGAAGGAAAACUUUCAGGGAUGUCAGUAGAAGAUGCCGUUCGUGACAAAAAGGGCCUGAGGCCUCGCGCUAACUCAACUGAUGGAGAGCUUAACCUACCAAGACGAGGCCUUUGUGAUGAAGUUCAAGUCCUACAUUCGCACAAAUGGAACAUUGUUGGGCUAGCAGCAGCAUCAAAGAAACCCGUUGGCUUUCAAAACCUUGGUAACACCUGCUUUCUCAAUAGCACUCUGCAAUGUCUGGUGUAUCUUCCACCUUUCUGUCAAAGUCUGUUGGCCAUGCCAGCCAGAGACAGCCACGGAUCGAAGCCCAGCCAGGGAAAGAGAAUCACAGCUAUGCUGCGGCUUUUCUUUCAGAAGGUACACGGCAAUCAACAGGGGGGGGCAAUUGCGCCACACGCCGUGGUCAAAAUGCUGCCUUCCCUUGGAACUAGUGGGGGUAGAGGUUACAAGUUUAGGCCUGGACGACAAGAGGAUGCACACGAACUUCUAGUGCAUCUCCUCGAUGGGAUGCAUAACGGAGAGUUAAAAGAGGCAGGCAUAAACCAACGUGCAAGCGGGUGGAGAGACCGCCUACCAGUGCCACGCCUUGACGAAACCACGUUCGUACAUCGAAUCUUUGGUGGAUAUCUAAGAAGUCAGCUUCGAUGUUCGAAAUGUGGCUAUUGCAGCAACACUUACGAUCCUUUUCUCGACUUGGCACUGGAGGUCAGCAAGAAGGGUAUCAGCAAUGUGGCGGAAGCAUUCCAAGAGUUUACCAGGAAGGAAACACUAGACUCUGACAAUCGGUGGAAGUGUGGUGGUUGUAACAAGCGCGUAAGGGCAAACAAGGUUUUGUCUGUUUUCCGACCACCGCUGUCGCUUUGUGUCCAAAUGAAGCGAUUCACUUUUGGUGGUAACAGUGGGUUCAGUUCAGGUUAUUCCAGGGGCAUGUUCGGUGGAAACAAGAUCACCAAGCCAAUCAGGUUUCCUGCUGAAAUGAAACUUCCACUUAGCGAUGGCCGGUCAUGUCCCUAUGCCUUGACGGGGGUUGUCAUUCAUGUCGGGUCAAGCUCCCAUUCUGGGCACUAUACCGCCUACGUGAAAAAACCAAAAGCCGACGGUUCAUAUCAGUGGUAUCACAUGGACGAUUCGUUUGUGGAAGCUGUGUCAGAGAAGACCGUCUUGCAGGAAAAGGAUGCAUAUCUCCUUUUUUACUGCCGAACCGAGGUCAAACUGGAGUUUCCUGAACCACCAAGGCGGGGCUCAAUGACCGCCAAGGAAGCGACGGAGCAUGGCCGUGCCCGAGCCCGCGCCAGGGCUGAUAGCUUGACGAAGCUGGACAUGGAAAAGGAUGCAGCAAGCGUUCUCGAAACGACGGCCCCACCCACCUGCCAAGUUUCAACCGACAAAAAGACUUCAAAGAUCGUCGGGGAGACGAAGACGGCGGUCAUGGCUAAAAACGAUAAUCUUCAAAAGGACGUACGCGCAUCACCCGCCCAAUCGUCGGGUCCAAGCAAAGCACCGAAAACCGCAGCUUCCAAGAAUACUUCAGCAGACGAAUCUAAUAAGCCACCCAAGCGGCCUGGUUCGUCGAAAAAGUCUUCAUCCGGCAGCACAGCCUCCCAAGAGUCGUCAGAAUCCUCGUCAAGUGACAGCUCUUCGGAUGAUUCCAGCGAUGAUUCUAGCUCAGGCGAGGACGACAACGCAAAGAAGACUGACAAUCAGCCUUCGGCUUCAGACAAUAGGAAGGCUGAGCAGGUCAAUGAUAAACCACAAAAGUCUAACACGGCACGAAAAGGCUCAAGUGCUGCAGCUGAAUUGGAUCGUCCUAAGGACAGGAAGUUAGAAGGCUUGGAUGCCGUGAAGGUGUCCGAGGAAAGUAAACACUCUGAAGCCAACCAGACGUCAUCUGUAUCCAAGGCAAAGGCGCCACAUGAUACACCCAAGAACAAGAAGAGUCCAAAUUCCAGGAAUGCUGUCAUUGUGUUGGAUCGCGGCAAGGGUCGCGAGAAACUUUCUGUAAUGACGGGACGUCCAGCAAAGAGGCGAUGGAUCCCCAAUACGCUAGGAAGGACCAAAUCAGGAAACGACUACGAGUUAUUGGGGAACCGGACUGUUGGCAAGUGGGACGACAGCAAUGAUGCAACGAAGCCAUCAACGGAUUCGAAUGAUUCCGACGUGUCGAAGGCUCGCUCGAACAUCGUCGACAGCAUGGAAAGAAACAAGAAUGCUAAAAAGCGCAAAACGUAUCUGGAUCGUUGGGAUGCGACUCUCGAUCGAGGACGUACAAAGAAAGUGAAGGAAAAGCGGGAAGACGCUACCACUGACAAUUCCGGUGCAUUCCAACGAGUCCUGUCUGGGUUGCAAAGAAUGAAUCACGGGCGCCCCAAGGGUUUCUUGGGAAGUGUUUCGUCCAGCAAGAAGAAGAAGCAGAAUAAGAAGCGCUGA